UGCCAAAUGCCAAACAACUCAUCUCUCCUCAAAUUCAUGACUUAUAAAAAGGGGUCUUUGUUGCUCUCAUUGUAAUUAGCUAGCUUGCUCUCAAAAAAAAAAUCUAUACAUUAUUUUUUUCUUCUCAAUUCUUAUUCUUUUUAUUACACAAGAUUUUCUUUAAUUAAACCUACAUAUAUUUCAAGCUAGCAUGGUUUUCUUUGAUUCUCUUAACUUGAAAACCAUGGUUGUAGAUAACAAGGAAAAGUUUACUACUCCCACUAGAAGAAGCAAUCCAUCAAAUGAUAAUGAAAGGAUAGAAGAAGUUGUACAAAGGCAAAGAAGAAGGAAAACAAGAAAGGUGUUGAUGAAGAGGAGGAGAUCAAUCUUUCGACGACGGGAUGAAAAUGGGAUCGAGAAAAAGGUUCAAACCCUACAAAGGCUGGUUCCGACCAGGGUCGGGUCGGAUAAUAAUCAAGGGUUGGAUGGGUUAUUCACUGAUACAGCUUCCUACAUUAUUUCCUUGCAAAUGAGGGUUAGGGUCAUGCAAAUUAUGGUUGAUGUUAUGGAAAAUUCUCAAAAUCUUGAGUAAAAAAAAAUAUCAUUCUUUUUUUUUGCUUGUAAAGUGAUACAUUAUUCUUUACAAUCUGUUUUAUUUCUUCUUUUUUCUUCCUUUUAAUUUCUCUUGUUUCUUAAUUAUCCUAAAGGUCGUCUAUAAUUACUCGGUAAAAUUCACGCAUUCGCGUAAAAACCAGAUCCUUAUGAACAAUAUGAUAUAGAAUCUGGCGUAGGAGCCUAGUAUAUGUUCAUUAUAUUAUGUGUUGAUGAACAGGAGGUCUUAAUUAGGUACAUUUGUUAGGAGGUUAUAGGUAAUGAUCUAUUUCGGAAUUUUUCGAUUUUUGAUUUUUUUUUUUUUAUAUAUAUAUAUCUUGUGUGAAAUGUGACAUUAGGGAUACUUCAUGUAUGAGAUUAUGAUUCAUAUUAUUUAUUAUUGAUUGGAAUAUAUUGUUUUAAUUAUUUUAACUAAUUUGAG
Molecule: messenger RNA, 1012 nt
Organism: Spinacia oleracea (spinach)
Lineage: Eukaryota; Viridiplantae; Streptophyta; Magnoliopsida; Caryophyllales; Amaranthaceae
Product: transcription factor UPBEAT1
Exons: 1
Coding region: 191-571 (126 amino acids)
Biological process (GO): regulation of DNA-templated transcription
Source: RefSeq, a predicted model, not a curated record